Molecule: messenger RNA, 9757 nt
Organism: Bombina bombina (fire-bellied toad)
Lineage: Eukaryota; Metazoa; Chordata; Amphibia; Anura; Bombinatoridae
Gene: BMPR1A
Product: bone morphogenetic protein receptor type 1A
Exons: 13
Coding region: 190-1974 (594 amino acids)
Biological process (GO): BMP signaling pathway; protein phosphorylation; dorsal/ventral pattern formation
Cellular component (GO): plasma membrane; signaling receptor complex
Molecular function (GO): ATP binding; SMAD binding; transforming growth factor beta receptor activity, type I
Source: RefSeq, a predicted model, not a curated record
CUUCUGACAGGAAGUUAUCUUCUCUGUGUGGCACUCGGGGGUUAAUCGUCUGUAACGACGUCAGCGGGCGCGCUCCUUGGCUGUGCGUGUGUUGCGCGCACAGUGGGAGGUGUGAGAAGAGCGGUGCAGGCGGCGAGGACUGUAACGUACGUGUGAGCGGAAUGUGGCUGCAGCUCGGGAAUACGAUACAUGGAACUAUGCAUCACAUUGACUCUUGGAAUUAACAAAACUGGAUUUACAGUACAAGAAUCUGUUGGGACAUCUUUGAGUAAAGUGUUUUGCAGACUCGUACUGCUCGGCAAUCCAGAGUUUUUAACCAAAACAAGUUGUGUCCUAGAAAAGUUCUCUGAGUGCAGCCUGGCGUUCAUGUCAAGAAAUCCCACAAUGGAGGAUCACGUUUACGUCACUUUACUUUGGGUUUUUCUUCUCUUAAACCAUGUUCAAGGUCAGGGUUUGGAUCUGCCUCACCGACCAGCCGUGAAGGCAAACUCAGAAGCUAAGAAGCAGGAGAACGGUGUUACGUUGGCACCAGAGGACACGUUACCAUUUCUGUUUUGUUACUGCUCCGGAUAUUGCCCUGAAGAUGCUAUAAAUAAUACGUGCAUAACAAAUGGCCAUUGCUUCGCAAUAAUUGAAGAAGAUGAACAUGGAGAGAUCUCGCUUACCUCUGGCUGUAUGAAGCUCGAAGGCUCAGACUUUCAGUGCAAGGAUUCACCGAAAGCGCAGUUGCGGCGAACAAUUGAAUGCUGCAGGACCGACUUAUGCAAUAGGGAUUUGCAGCCAACGUUGUCUCCCCUUGGGAGAGAAGAUGGAAUCUUCGGCAGCAGUGCGCACCUUUUUGCCCUCUUAAUAUCAUUAGUUGUCUGCAUGCUAAUUAUCUUCGCCUUCAUCCUCAUCACUUGCAUAUACAAGCAUAAGUUAAAAACCCAGAGAAAGCUUUACAAUCGAGACCUGGAGCAAGACGAGGCCUUCAUUCCAUCAGGGGAGUCAUUAAAGGCUCUUAUUGACCUUUCCCAAAGUUCUGGAAGUGGGUCGGGCUUACCUUUAUUGGUACAGCGUACUAUUGCCAAGCAGAUACAGAUGGUACGGCAGAUUGGGAAAGGGAGAUAUGGAGAGGUGUGGAUGGGAAAAUGGAGAGGUGAGAGAGUGGCUGUGAAAGUGUUCUUUACUGCAGAGGAAGCAAGCUGGUUCCGGGAAACUGAAAUCUACCAAACAGUCCUCAUGCGACAUGAAAAUAUACUUGGCUUUAUAGCAGCAGAUAUUAAAGGUACUGGUUCUUGGACACAAAUGUAUCUGAUAACAGAGUAUCAUGAGAACGGGUCAUUAUACGACUUCCUGAAAUGUGCUACCCUGGAUACAAGAUCUCUACUGAAACUCGCUUACUCUGCCGCUUGCGGCCUUUGCCAUCUCCACACGGAAAUCUAUGGGACACAGGGAAAACCUGCUAUUGCACACAGGGACUUGAAGAGCAAAAACAUUCUCAUUAAAGAAAACUGGACUUGCUGCAUUGCUGAUUUAGGUCUUGCUGUAAAAUUUAACAGUGAUACACAUGAAGUUGAUAUACCCCUGAACACACGUGUUGGCACAAAACGUUACAUGGCUCCUGAGGUUCUGGACGAAAGUCUUAAUAAAAAUCAUUUUCAGGCUUAUAUAAUGGCGGAUAUCUACAGCUUUAGCCUAAUCAUUUGGGAGAUGGCGCGUCGCUGCAUAACUGGAGGUAUUGUGGAGGAAUAUCAGCUGCCUUACUAUGACAUGGUGCCAAGUGAUCCGUCAUUUGAGGACAUGAGAGAAGUUGUGUGUAUAAAAUGUCUACGGCCCACAGUGUCUAACAGAUGGAACAGUGAUGAGUGCCUGAGAGCAGUCUUAAAGCUAAUGGCAGAGUGUUGGGCUCCAAACCCUGCUUCUCGUUUAACAGCAUUGAGAAUCAAGAAAACACUUGCUAAGAUGGUUGAAUCACAAGAUGUCAAGAUUUGACAAAAGUAAAUGUUACAGAGCAAAAGACUCAAGAGCAGAUGGCGAAGUGCGCAGAGGGGGCAGCAGACACAGUGAAGUCUUCCAUUGCGCCUCUUCAGUACGUUUUUGCAGGCUGCUACAUACUGAAGUUUUCCAGUACUCUGUAGACUACAAUGCUGGGUACAUCUCUUCCUCAUUGGGAUCCUCCGUACUCAAGGACAAGGAUAUUUUUGUUUUUAUUUGAAAUUGAGCAUCCCACACUACAAAGCUGCAGUUAAAUAAGUACUGAAUUGCUUAUUGACAGUAUUUUGCUUUCUGUGAAAGCAGUAUCCACAUUUAUGGCCAUUUUAAUUCCCUUGAUGCCCUGUUUAAACUGUAAAAGAAAUUAGUAAGAAAAACAAAAUACAACUCUGGACUUAACUUUGGAUUUAUUCAAGAAUCUGGACGUGUCACAUUCGGAAUCACUUUUCCUACACUUGCACGCACAACGUUAUAUUAUUAUUUUAUGUGCCAGAAGAUAUUUGCCAAUAUCUACUCACUUCUAUUUUUAUUUAAGUCUGAAAUGAACUAUAUAAAGUUGUUAUUUUUAUGCGGAAUGCUACAGGUCCUUUACCAGAAGGAUACAACUUGCUAACUGGAGGUGAGGGGGAAUGUAUGUGCAAUUGUUAUUUUCAGGUUGCAGAUAUUUUCCUCCCUUCGCUGUGGGUUGCAUUGGUUGCAGGCACAUUUUAAUCUAUUGCUGUACUGUUCAGGAUUCAAAUAAUGUCUUAACAUCAUUUUGUAGAAUGUACCCCUUUCUUUGGGCAUUGGUGGCUGUCACGACAUACGAAAACAGUAAUUAUUUUGUGAAAAAAAGAAAUACAAAGGUGUUAUAUUUAAUAGCUAAUUUUAGCUAACCAUUAAACAUAUAACAUUUUUUUCUUUAAGAGACUAUGAUUUUAUUUAUAAUCCUCCUGGAUGACAAAUGGAUGCAUUUUGUCUGCGUUCUUUGUCGCUUGUUUAUUGUAAGAAUACCAAUUGAUUGUAGGGGUGCAGUAGAAAUCACAGCUCCGUUUUCAAUAAUGAAUUUGGCUACGAAGAAUGUUAUUAACAUUGUGUAUACAUUUAGCAAAAAUAAUUAUGUAAUAACUGUAGCUUCUUACACAAAUUUAAGGUAAUAUCUGCAUACUGAAUUUUAACUCCAAUUAAACCUCACAUCUUUUGUUUUUAUAUAAUUGGCUCAUAUCGCACAUUAAUAAGUCAUAUUAUUUUCCUUUACUAUGCAUUUUAUUCCUUACAGAAGUUAAUUAUAUUUUAUGCAAAUAACUUCCCCCUCAAAAAAUUGAAAAAUUACUUUUUUUUUUUUUUUUUUUGUAUUUCGACUUAUGUUUUUCUACAUUUAUCAAUUUGUAUUUCCUUUUGCAGAAAAAAAUAAUACAUUUUUAGCUUUUUAAUAAUCUGUUUUAAGGAGUUUUAUAUCCUUUUUUUUUGUCAUACUAAUAUCUUAUUAAUCUUGUUUUGUAAAUGAUAAUAGCAGUAUGCUUCAUUUUAAAUAUUCCUAGUGUAUAAGGGAAGGAUACAGACAUAUUUAAUGUGCAGUUACCAAUGAAAUGUUUUUAAUCCCUGCCAUGAUGCUAUCAGGUAUUCUGUCAGGGUUUGGGAGUUUAUUUGUAGUAUUUGAAAUAUUUCCCCAAUAUUUUAAUAUUUUUUUUUGUGCGCGCGCAGCUUACAAAUGAAUGUAAGGAUGUUGUUACCUCAUUUUCUUUUAAUCAUUAUCAAUGUGCAUUGUGCCUGUGUUUUAAAAAGCUGCCAUAAAUUGGUACUAUUCUAUUAAUUAUUAGUUUGUUUAAAGGGCCAUAAUACCCAAAUGUUUAAACGAUUAAAAGUGAUGCAGUAUAGCUGUAAAAACCUGACUAGAAAAUAUCAUCUGAACAUCUCUAUGUCAAAAAGAAAGAUAUUUUACCUCAAAAGUUUCUCAGUAGCCACAUCCCAUUGUAAAGGACUUCUAAGCAGCAAAUUAGUAUGUCUGUCCCGGGACAGCGGAAGGAGAGAGCUUACGUGCACUCAUCUUAUUUCCCUAUUCAGCUUAAGGAAGUUUACAAUGAAAUCUCAUGAGAUCACAGUAAAAGAGUUCACUGUUGAUGCUGAUUGGCUGCUGCCCAUUUCUUAAUUUUUUUUUUUUUUUAUUUUUUUUUAACCUGCAGCUGAGCAACAGCCGAGUAUAACUUUUUACACAGAACUUACUCUGCUGAGAUGAGGAGAUUGUGAGGUAAAAUAUCUUCCUUUUUUACAUAGAGAUGCUCAGGUGAUAUUUUCCUGUCGGCUUUUUACAGUUAUACUGCAUCAGUUUCAAGUGAUUUAGCAUAUGAGUAUUAUGUCCAUUUAAGGAAAGUCAUAAUUUGCCUUUACAGAGAACUGGCUUCCUGUAUGUAGUAUGGAUCACUUUUAAUCUGUUUUAAUCUAGCUUAUUGCCAAAUAAUAGGUGGCUGCAAUAGCAUUUGUGGUUUAACCCCCCCCCCCUCCAUUAUCAGUUGACAGUGAAAGUUGUCUGCCAAAUGUAUUUUUUCUUUUGGGUUUACAGAAUAUUUCGGAUGGGCCAGAGACAUUUGUUUUGUGUGACAUCACAAAGAGGAUGUUUUAAAUGUAUAGCAGUUUUUGGAUAUAAAAUAAGCCUUUUGUUUUCCUGCACACCACACACAGUUCUUGCAAGCAUCUUUACCAUAACUUUGUUUAAAUGGAAUAAUCUAUUUUUAACUUGACUGCUGCUGUUUUAUUUGCAUGUUAGAGUUGGAAGUAUACAAAAGUUCUAUCUUGUCUUUGGAAGAGCGCCAAUAAAAUAAAUGUUAAUGAUCGAUUCUACCAUGACAAAGUGGUUAUAUUAAAGCUGUUAAAUGUAUUUUGACACAAAGGAGUGGUAGUUAGCAUUUAUAAACUCGGACAUCUAUUUUUUUCUCUCCAGAAAAACAGUCUGUAAAAUAAAUAAGAAAAUGUAAUGUCCCAUUUAACCUUUUAAUGCUGUUAUGCCGUUCUAUUCCGUCCUAACCGCGCUGGGCUUUAGCACCAUUAGGAUGGAAUAGAAUGUCCUAGCCAUUUUGGCUGUACUGAAGCUAACAGCGCUUCCUGGGUGCGACGGUCUGGAGGGCGUGCCUAGUGUCAUAGCGAUGCCCCCCCUGACCCGAUCCCAUAACUGAAAUCUCAUGAUCUCGUGCACGAUCCCAGGAUUUAAACUUGUCUACACCGGAACGUUGUUCCGAUGUGGACAAGUUUUCCCUGUCAUGAAAAGGUUAAUAGGGUCACUAAACAAUUCUAUAAUUAACCUAGAAUACUUGUUGGGUUUUUUUGCCAAACAUUCUACCCAGCAAGUCAUAUCAGAAAUUAUUUGUUUUUGUGCUAAUGAUGCUUCAUCACACUGAUUAGUACUCGCAAGUAAUUUGUGAUCACGUACUCUAUACAGCUUGCCUUGUUUCUUAAAGGGACAUCAUACAUAUUCUUUAUAUAGGCCUUGCAAAUGGUUUACAGAUAUAGUAUUGGGUUUAAAAGCAUGCACGCUUUUCUUUUUGCUAGCAACAUUUAUACUGUUUAGCAGUCCAUAGAUAUAGCCCUAGAAAACCCUUUUUAUUAUGGCAGUCUGUGACCAAUUAAAGGGACAUGAAACCCAAAAGUUUUCUUUCAUGAUUCAGAUAGAGAAUUACUAAUUUACUUCUAUUAUUAUUAUUUCAGGAUUAUUUUGGGUGAGAGCAGGUAAAAUAAACAUGUUUACUAUUCAGAUGAUUAUUUCACUCUGGCCUGUUAGAGAGGCUUGGCGACGGGCUUGAAAUCCAGUAAUUUAACCUUUUGCAGCAAUUGGGGAAAAAGUCCAGACCUACAGCAAAAAAAAUGAAUAAAGCUGAAACUAGAAUAACAUUUCAGCCAGGUCUUAAUGUUUGUAAAACAGAUUAACAUCUGUUUUACUGCAGUUAUUUUUCAAUAGCCAAACUCUACUCACCAUUUGCCUUAUUUGGAGGAGCCAGUCUGGGCUUUAGUCUGCAGACGGCAAGGCUAGCCAAAGUCAUAAAGUUAGUAUGAAGUGAAUUGUUUUGCUGUUGCUAUCAAAGCUAAUUAGAGACAUUUAUGUAGCAGGGUUAGCCUUAAGUCAGCAGGUGCGUUCUAAAUUUUUAGAAUUAGAAAUUGUUCAAAUUUCAGAGCUAAAUGACAUGAAAAGGGGCAAAGCAAACAAUGAAAAUAUAUUGCAUAGUUGUCAUUAACUCCUUCCUGCCAGGACUCAUUUUACUAUAAACUUCCUAAUGGUGGAAAGGGGUUAAACAUAACUAAAUAUUUUAUAUAAUAAUCUUAAAGGGACAGUAACGUCCAAAUUAAACUUUCAUGAUUCAGAUUAAGCAAUCAUUUUUAAACAACUUUCUAAUUUACUUAUCAUUUUUUCUGGUAUCUUUAUUUGAAAAGCAAGAAUGUAAAGCUUAAGAGCCUGCCCAUUUUUGGUUUAGCACCUGGGUUGCUCUUGCUUAUUGGGUGACUAAAUGUAGCUACCAAUAACGAGCGCUAGUCAGGGUGCUGAACCCAAAAUGGGACGGCUCCUUAUCUUACAUUCCUACUUUUUCAAAUAAAGAUGGCAAGAGAACAAAGAAAAAUUAAUAGAAGUAAAUUAGAAAGUUGCUUAAAAUUGCUGCUCUAUUUGAAUCAUGAAAUAACAAAAUUGGGUUUACUAUCUUUUUAAGGUGCUUACUGUCCGUUUAACUAGUGGCUCCUGUUAAUUGUGCAUAGAAUAUCACAUUUGUAUAAUGAGGACACUAUAGUAUUUAGAACAGAAUUCUUGCCUUUCAUAUAUCCUUAACUCUUCAUGAAACGGUGGCAUUUGUCUUCAAAUUUAAAGGGCCAGUAUACUGCAAAAAUCCUAAUUUUACCUGCUGGAAUGUAUUACGUUGUUUACAAAUAACCUCUUUACUUUGCCAUUUGAAAUAGCCGCAUUUGCCUGUUAAAAUUACCACCUAUAGUGAAAUUUUCAAUACUGCAGCAUUGGUUAUAGAAAAGCUUUAUAAACUAGAGUCAUCAGAGAUCAGCCUUCCAGAGUGGGGGAGGGGGGGUUUGGGAGAGACAAGCCCAUUUGAAAGGGUUUUCCUGCAGCUGUUUUAAAUAAAGGGAAAUCUUCACAGCUGCUUGCCAGAUGAAAUUUUCUCGUUAAUGCUGCAAAGUGCCUUGCUGCACUGUCGUUUUUAUGUCUAUAGCUAUUAAUAAAAUGUUGUCCUUACCUAAACUCUUGCUUAUUAAAGUGGUAUGUAUAUGAUAUAGAUUUAGCUUAAGCUUGCAUAAAUGACGGUUUUAAUUUAUGAUUCAUAAAUUAUACAUGCAUAUUAUUUUCCUACAUUUUACAGAAUUUUGCAAUUUUCUGUUCAAACUGCAUCACACGCUGCAUUCAGACUGUCAGUAUGAGAUCACUACAAAGUAAUAUCAUUGUCUCUGUCGACUAAAAAUACUUUGUGACCAGCCUAGAAGACUAUUCAGUUUGCUUAGAUCUUUAUAGUGUCGGAUGUAUGGAUUUAUCUAAUGUACUGUAAAAUUAGAUCUUGGCUUAAAAAAAAUGUAAACUCCACAGAGGGCUUGAGUGGAAUACAAGCUAAACUAGAAACUAUAAAAAAAUUAUGCGUAUUAAGCUAUAAAUUAUGCAAUAUACACUCAUUUUCACUCUAACUAAAGUGUUUAAUAUAUUUAAUGUUGUUGCUCUUUUAGUGUAUGACCUAAGUUGAUUAUAAUGUACCUUUUAAGGUUUUCAGUUAUUAAUUACCAGAACAUUAUGUAUUUUUACUAAUUUUAAUAAGCAUUUUUUUUCUUUCAGGCAGCAGUAUUUGUGUACUGGUGCCAAAAUGCUCUAUUUACUAGGCAUGAGCAUUCGUCCGUUUCGUUAGCUGCCAAAUGCAGAAGGCGGCGGGCGUUCGCGGCUUUUAGUUCUUUCUGGAGCCGGAUUCCUUCUUGUGAACAUGCAACACACUAAGGUCUAGAUUUGCACAGAUCUCUGUGUGUGGCACUUUCACAAGAAUAAAUGCAGCUGAGAAAAUAGCCGCUUGUGGCUGCCGUCUUCCUGAUUCGGUACAAAACAAUGUGCACAAAUGCACAUAUCUACUAGUGACCCUGCACUUCUAUGUGAGCACUGCUGGUCAUGAGCAGAGACCGCCACUGAUUUUAUUCAGCAGUGUUAGUCGCAUAACAUCUGUUUAACAAGAGCUGCUAAUUGGAUCUCUUUGCUGGGGUUAAAACGCACAGCAGUGCAGGGGUCGCAAGUCUUAAAAACUACAUGCUCUAACAAAUGACAGCAUGUCAUUUUUUGACUAUUAUAUCCCUUUUAAGUACACAACUAUGUUCAUGUAUAGCUAGAAGACCAUAAAAGAUAAAUUGCUUCACAAGUGGGACAGAGUUUAAUUUUGCCGUUUUAAAGAGAGCUAAAACUGAAUACACUAGGUUUAUAAGAAAUGAAUCUGAAACAUUAACUGCUUAAGAAAAUCUGAAAUUCUGCUAAAUUGUGUAUUUGUGUAUAACAGCUGUGAAUUAAUUUCCAGUAAUUGUUCAUAUAGACCGCAUGGUACCAGAGACCGUACGUCGGCUAUUGCUAACAAGCCAGGUUUGAAAAGACUCUAAUUGUUUUCUAAAGAAAAGAAAAUAGUACUCUGUAAAGGUGAAUAAAGUAAGAAAUAAUUCCCUUCUGUCACCUCACUGUAAAUGAAUGGGAUAUUAAACAGCUCUUGCAUUUUUGUAAAAGUAUUUUGUCUCUUUAUAAACAAACUAAAAAUCAAAUUCUGUAACUUAGGUUUUCUUGCAAAUGUUGCAAUUUGCUAAAAAGCAGUGGACUUGCAGCAGUUUAAAGAGAACCUGACUCACAGAAUGUUCUUUUGGUCUCUGUGUGGAGCACAUUUUCUGAUGAUGUGGUGUUUAAUGACUUUAUAACAUACAGAGCGUUACAUUUGGGGGAGGGGGGCAUAUCAUAUACAAUUAACUCUAAAGCUGCCGGUUCUAGUAUGUGCACCCUGCUUAGUACAAAUGCUGCUCCCUAUCUUUAUAUUGGAUAAUUACUUUUUUUUCCCCCUGACAUUCAAUUAAUAUAUCUAUUUUAUUCAGAGCACUCAAUUUCUAAAUGUCCAUUCUAGGAGCAAAGCUAUGAUGGGAUAAUGCACGGUACAUGCACUACAUAGCCUUUCUUUAAUGCAAGAUUAGCACAAAUAAAAAAGGUUUAAUUUGUGGAGCUUAAAGCACGUGCAAGUAAUGCUCGGUUAUGGCCAUCAAGGGUUAAAAUACUCCACUACACUUGUAAUCAGAUAUUCCUAAAACCCAAAGCGAUAAUAGUUCUUGAUUGCUACCUGUAGUAACUACUAAUCUAAUACGACACAUACAUUUCAUUACCACCUCUCGCCAAGUUCAACUCCUUUUAAUUUCAUAGUAAUCAUCUCUGAUUAAUAUUUUAAAGUGAUUUAACAGGUAAAAUAUUGUUGUCUGGAGUCCUCUCCAGCAUGGAAAGGGUUAAAGGGAAUCUCUACUUACCUAUGACAUGUCCCACUGUCUUGUUACCAAUGUAUUCAGUUACCAUUGUAGUUUAAUGUAGUAUAAUUGUAAAUAUACAAUGAAAAGAAUGAUGAAAUAAGCAGUAUGGUUAUUCUAUUGUUAUAUAUAUAUAUAUAUAUAUAUGCCAGAUAUGUAGAGAAACCUUUAAAAAUGUAACACUAAAUGUAUUUUGUACAGCAUCUGGUUUCAAAGGUGCCUUAUAUUAAGUUUACCAUAAAUUGCUUUGUUCUGUAUACAUACUGUCCAAUGUAUUAUUUCUAAGUAAAUAAGCUUAUUUUAGUAA